This is a messenger RNA of Vicia faba (fava bean), 357 nucleotides long. The record is from the annotation of a GenBank genome assembly. Lineage: Eukaryota; Viridiplantae; Streptophyta; Magnoliopsida; Fabales; Fabaceae.
AUGAAUUUGGGAGAUGCUAGUUCGAUGGAUAUUGAUGAAGAUCUGCAUAGCAGGAAGUGUGCUGUGUAUGGUCGAGAGACCAUAUGUAGGCUCUUUGAUGCUAGAAUUCUUAUGCCGAGGAUGCAGGGACUUGGUGCUGAGAUUGUGAAUAAUCUCAUUCUUGCUGGUAUCAAGUCUGUUACCUUACGUGACGUAUAUGAUCUGUCUAGCAGUUUUGUGUUUGCAGAACAACAGGAUAAUGAAUACCAUGCACAAGUACCUAACAAAAAGGAGAGGAAAUCUCUCUCUCUCUCUCUCUCUGAAGGUUCACCAGUACAGAACUUUCCCUCUACUCUUCAUCUUUACCGUCAUCACUAA